Messenger RNA from Prunus persica (peach), 1279 nucleotides. Its product is annotated as peptidyl-prolyl cis-trans isomerase CYP23. NCBI's taxonomy places the organism in Eukaryota, Viridiplantae, Streptophyta, Magnoliopsida, Rosales, Rosaceae. Gene Ontology annotation, biological process: protein peptidyl-prolyl isomerization. The record is from RefSeq and is a predicted model, not a curated record. Gene Ontology annotation, molecular function: peptidyl-prolyl cis-trans isomerase activity. The transcript is spliced from 7 exons. The coding region runs from base 122 to 847 and encodes 241 amino acids.
CCCCCAGCCCGAGUCCAGCCUUAGUUGAUGGACUUGCUCUAAGCCCAAAUAACCCUAAAACUCUGAAAAAAGAAAAGAAAAAAGAGAUCCAUUUUGUUUUGGUAGUUGACGCUGAAAUCCGAUGAAGGGCACAUUUUGGGGGAAAAUGUUGAACCGUAGAUCAGCAUUGAUCGGAUUCAUCAGUUGCUUUUGUUUUUCUUCCACAUUUCUCAGUGGUAGUAUUGUUGCUGCUUCACCUCACGACCCAUUACUCGGAUCCGCUCGCGUUGUUUUUCAGACCAAUUAUGGAGACAUCGAAUUCGGGUUCUACCCGAGCGUCGCCCCCAAAACCGUUGAGCACAUCUACAAGCUGGUUCGUCUCGGAGGCUAUAACACCAACCACUUCUUUAGGGUUGAGAAGGGCUUCGUUGCCCAAGUGGCUGACGUGGCCAGUGGAAGAUUGGCUCCCAUGAACGAGGAGCAGAGAAGAGAAGCUGAGAAGACGGUGAUCGGUGAGUUCAGUCAAGUUAAGCAUGUCAGGGGCAUUCUCUCAAUGGGAAGAUAUGAAGACCCAAAUAGUGCCGCAUCCUCUUUCUCAAUGCUUCUUGGAGAUUCCCCUCAUCUUGAUGGUCAGUAUGCAAUAUUUGGGAAAGUUACUAAGGGUGAUGAGACCUUGAAAGCGCUUGAGGAACUCCCUACUCACCGCGAGGGGAUUUUUGUGAUGCCUACUGAGCGCAUUACAAUUCUGUCAUCAUACUACUAUGAUACCGAGAUGGAGAGUUGUGAACAUGAGAGGUCAAUUAUGAAGCGGAGGCUCGCUGCAUCUGCUAUUGAAAUUGAAAGACAGAGAAUGAAAUGCUUCCCAUGAUAUAGCAAGUAAAUAUGAGCAUGAAGAAAUGUUGCGGUUGCCUUCAACCAGCCAGAUACCCGUUGUAUUUUGUGAGACAAAAGUUGGGAAAUGGUGAGAAAAUAUUAAAGACCAGUUCGUAGACAAGAACCCAACUAUCUUUCAUGUGAAUAUCUCAGACAACAUUUGUGGUGUCACUGAGUAGAUUUAUACUGGAACUCCUCUGAAACUAACACUGCUUCUGUAAAAUGAAUCUCCAAACCUGAGUGAAUUAUUAUACUGGAAGUGGAUAAAUGCUCGCGUGUAAUUUUUUUUUGGAGACCUUCUCCUAAUGUUAGCUGUGAAACUGCUGAAAGUGUUUUUCGUGCAAGGGUAAGCCCUUAAUAGAUUUAAGAUACAAAAGAUAUGAGGCUCUUUAGUUUGGACCGUUAAAUGAAAGGAUCUGUUUUAUAA